AUGGCCUCUUCACCAGCUUCAGAUGUAUUGGACCCAACCGGUCAAUUUCAAUCCUCCGUCUAUUCCCUAUCAUUACCCUCACCCAAAAGUACUUCCGCCUUCUGGAACCAGACACCUUCCAUUCCCAGUUCUUCAGAAUUAGACAUUUGGUCUAAAUUUAAUCUUUCUUAUACAGAUGUAGGCAUUAAUAUGGAAGCCAAUGUCACCAGUGCCUCAGAUUUACAUUUACUCAUCGAUGCCUUCAGUAAGCUUUGUAACACCUCUUUGCCCGUGGUGGCACAUGACUCAAGUCCAUCUCCUGUGUCAGGUGACGACGAUAUCAACAAAAGUGGAAUUAAAAUGUGUCGCAACAAAUCCCAUAAAUUAAAGCCUAUCAACUACUUCGCCUCUGUUGGCAGACUCGGUCAACUACCUCGGCCUCAUUCGAAGCAUGGUCAAAUCAGUCUAAAACAAGUCGCAGAUGCCUGUGUGGAUACUUACUUUACUUGCUGGAUACGCAAUACACCCAUCUUACGACGUGAUGAAUUCAUGACAUGGUACAAUGCACAACCAGACCCUACCAACACACUGAUUGUGAAUGCUAUCUGUGUCAGCACAUUUCGACAUAUGGUCUUGCACCAUUCUCGGUCGGGAUUAGAACAUUUUGUCGGAGAUCAAGACAAGAUACAGGAACAAGAAGAGUAUUUCUUUGAUCAAGCACGUGAGUGUCUGUCUCAAUCAUUUGAUCGUCCAGAUCGAUUUACGGUCAUUGCACUACAUCUUAUUGUAUUUCGAGCAGAACCUAGUCGUCGUCAUCAUUAUGCUGGUAUGGCUGUCUCUGCUCUUCAUGAGCUUGAAAUUUACCCUCGUACGGUGGAUGAAGCAGACGAUGAAUCCUAUGAAAAGGAAAUGGACACUCGCCUUUGGUGGUCUAUUUGGGCAAUGGAUUUUUAUCUAUACUCUGCAGGUGGUGCACUCAAGAACACACCUCAGCCUCGUAUCCCAGGCAUACAAAUAGACUUACCCCGUGUGAUGGAACAAGACAUUGAUGAAGACGAAAUAUCUGUGAUUGCCUUUAUUCAUUGCUUACGACUCUGGAAAAUCCAAGCUCAUUUCUUAUCUGUGGUCUAUGAACAAGAAUCAGACAUGACGCUAGAACAGCUGCAAGAAUACGAUCGUCAAUUACUUGAUUUUUAUGCAGCUUUACCAGACUAUCUCAAGUUUGAUAGUGGGUUUGUCUAUGGUCACGAAGAUCUCUUCUUGGCUUGUAUACGUGUCAAUAUCGAGUACAAUGCGACACGCGUCAUUCUCCAUAAACUGUUUGUGCCUGAUGCCAAUGAUCCUCGACCCAGUCGGUCUUCACUCGAGUCGCUCAAUAUUUGUCUCAGGAUGUCAUUGAAACAAUUGCCGGCACUCAAUUCAGGUGCCUUUCUGCCAAAUGGUCGAUGUGCAUUUGACCGUGAUGAACUAUGGCGUGCGAGUGAAGUGAUCUCCAUGGCCAUGGAUGCCUAUCGUUCCUGUGCUUCUAUUCAAGACCGUGCCUUGAUCCUCAAAGACAUUCGAGCCAACGAAUUUGAAAAUGGUCUGAUAAAAGCCUUGGAUAUUUUGAAGAGCACCAUGGAGUUUGAAGCACAGAGUCGAAACUGGAUCCAAGUCUCAGACUGGCUUGAAGUCGAGAUCAGAAGACAUCAACUGUAUUCUAAUCCUCGUCACAAGACAGAACCACCAACACAGACCCCCAAACUCGAUUAUUUCUUGGCUAAUUUGAAAUCAGAUGCUGAAAAGAAACGACAGGCAGGCAUGGCAGAUACAGAUAAAAUCAAGCAUGAUUUGCAUCGACGUAUGUCUGUCUCUUCAACCAGCUCGAAUUAUAGCACAUCGCCUACACUCAAUUACAAUUUCAGCAAGUCAAGUUGGAAUGACAAUGAAUCUUCCUUUAUCAAGAAACCAAACACUAAUAUGCAAUUUGUAUCUUCUCAUUUUUCACCUACUUCUACUACUACCACUACCAACAAUACUACUUCUUUUGUACAAUAUAAUCCCAAAUCAUUUCAUACGCAUCAUCAACAAAACAAUAAGAAUCAGCCUAAAUUUAGAUAUUUUAGUCCAAAAAAAAUGAACAAGUAUAUGUUUAUUGACGAUAAUCCAAUGUUGUAA
This is a messenger RNA of Gilbertella persicaria, 2136 nucleotides long. RefSeq lists its product as uncharacterized. The transcript has a single exon. Gene Ontology annotation, molecular function: DNA binding; zinc ion binding. The record is from RefSeq and is a predicted model, not a curated record. NCBI's taxonomy places the organism in Eukaryota, Fungi, Mucoromycota, Mucoromycetes, Mucorales, Choanephoraceae. Gene Ontology annotation, biological process: DNA-templated transcription. The coding region runs from base 1 to 2136 and encodes 711 amino acids.